This is a messenger RNA of Microthlaspi erraticum, 534 nucleotides long. NCBI's taxonomy places the organism in Eukaryota, Viridiplantae, Streptophyta, Magnoliopsida, Brassicales, Brassicaceae. The record is from the annotation of a GenBank genome assembly.
AUGUUCGUAGGUCUCAUGGAUCCUAACGAUCCGAACGUUUACGAAUGGAAGAAAGCGAAGAACCACAUCCAGAUGCUUGGAUAUUGGGCCGAUGGUAACUGCGGCAUAAUGACAUGGUGUCCUUGUGGUGAGGAUUUGAUCCAAGAAGUUGUUGAUGGGACAAGAUACUACACAUGCGAGCAGUACAAGUACGACAGCGUCCUUCACGUUCGGAAGAGGUGGGAUACGGCUAUUGAAGAGGAAGUUCUUAGGCUAAAGGAUGAGAAUGAAGCGCAUACCAAGAAGAUUUGUGAACUUGGUGCUGAGCUUCACCUCGCUAAAAGGAAGGCUGAAAGGGAGGCUAUUGGAGAGGAGGUUGAGAAGCUGAAGGAGGAGAAUGCGGAGCAGGCCAAGAAGCUUCAUGAGCUCGGUGUUCAACAUGAAAAAACAAUCAACGAGGUAAGAGAGCUGUGGGACUCGAUUCUCAAUCUCAGUUGCGGGUGUUCAAACUGCAAGGAUGAAGUCAAGAAGACGGUGGGUGUGUUUGGUCUCUAA